Prunus armeniaca (apricot) is the source of this 609-nucleotide messenger RNA. The record is from the annotation of a GenBank genome assembly. Lineage: Eukaryota; Viridiplantae; Streptophyta; Magnoliopsida; Rosales; Rosaceae.
AUGAGCUCUUCCUCAGAGAAAUCCAAUUCUCCAGCCAAGCCAGUGAGAAGAAGGGCAAGCAGAAGGGCUUCCCAGCUUUGUGACAUUAAUGCUGUUGAAAUUAGGAGGCAGAUUUUUCAAGCCUUGCAACUCCAUAGGGCAUCAUCAUCAUCAUCAUCAUCAUCUUCAUCUUCAUCUUCAUCAUCAUCAUCAUCAUCAGCAUCUUCAUCCCAUGUUGCUGUUGGUUCACAAUUUAAUUCAUUGGUGGAGUCUAUGCCUCUGCCUGGACCUGUUUGGUCUACAACUGCACCUUCAGUUUUGGCUCAUGCACCAUCUGCAGCAGCAGCAACCAUGGAAGCCUUAGAAUUUGAGUGGGGAGAGAACCAAGCCUCUUCCUAUUCUUGGUGGUUAUCUUUUCUAAAUACCUUGGAUAGUAACAAUGCUGAAAAAUCGAAGUACCCUUUAUCACUGGGAAGUUCUAAUUGGUUGUUUGGUCAGAACCAGAACAGUUGUACAGCACUUGAUCAAGAGCCAUCUUUGGUUGAUGCAAAUGAUCAGAGCCCUUCCCCAGAUGAAUGGUUGAUGCUACCAACUACAGAAGAUGAUGAGGGUGAGGUUGUAAUUCCCUAA